AAAGAGUUAUUAAUGGCAAGUCCUAUUGAAUUUAAUUUAAACCAAAUAUAAGUUGACUUCAUAUUAGACAAAAUGCCUAAAGGAUUCUCUUUAUUAUAAGCUAACUUAUUAAAAACUCGAGAAUAAAGAGUGGUAAGAAAUGGGUCCCUUAUAAGUCUAUAGUCUAAGAAAGUCAAUAAAUAUGAUGCGUCAUUUUAAUCUAAUAAAUAAGAGGUUGUAGAAGACAAAAGUAAAAGAAUACAGAGAGUUUCGUCCAAUCCUCAAAAAGAAUAAAGUAAACCAUUGAUUGAUGAUAAUCUUAAAAAGGGAUUGUAAUUAUUAUAGAAAUUCAAAUCUCAUCCUUCUUUUACUGAAAUAGAUGCUUAAGGUUAAAUUAAUUUAGAUAAAAUUGAAGCUUUCUUUAAGCAAGAAGGUAUUACUUACUAGUAAAUAAAAAGGUAAUUUGAUUAGUUUAAAGAAUUAAAUUAAACUAGCAAUACAAAAAUUAAACCAAAAUGCUUCUGAUCAAAUGUAGGAUUCAUUAAAUAAAUUAGAAACACAUUUUUAUAAUGUUUUUAAAACAUUCUCAAAUUAAUCAAAAUCAACUUCUACUUUAAAUAAGUAUUAAAAUAAUCAUUCUAUUCUAGAAAUAUUUAAAAUAAAGUUAUUACAUCAAAACCUAAAGAAAUUUUAAAAAAAUAAGAUUAGAUAAUUACUUUUGAAGAAAAAAGAUAAUUAGGUUAAAAAAUAAGAGAAUUACCAUCAGAGUUUUUAAAAGGGGUUUGGGAAAUUGUAUAAUAAACUGUACAGAAUAAAGAAGAUGAAGAAUUAGAAUUUGAUAUUGAUCUACUACCACCUAAAAUUAUUCGAAAAUUAUAAGAUUAUGUAAAAAAUACAUUGUAAUUAUUAUUAUUCUUAUUUUACAGGAAAACAAAAAAGGUUAAACUUGACCCUUCAAUUAAUCAAAGCUCAUAAAAAUCCAUAAAUUAAGAUAGUUCUUUUAUUUCAAAAUCCUUUGAAUGA
Molecule: messenger RNA, 1002 nt
Organism: Paramecium sonneborni
Lineage: Eukaryota; Ciliophora; Oligohymenophorea; Peniculida; Parameciidae
Source: the annotation of a GenBank genome assembly